Molecule: messenger RNA, 465 nt
Organism: Trichomonas vaginalis G3
Lineage: Eukaryota; Parabasalia; Trichomonadida; Trichomonadidae
Product: positive regulation of chromatin silencing at rDNA
Exons: 1
Coding region: 1-465 (154 amino acids)
Cellular component (GO): cytosol; nucleus
Molecular function (GO): peptidyl-prolyl cis-trans isomerase activity; protein binding
Source: RefSeq, a predicted model, not a curated record
AUGGAUUUACCUCCAAAUUGGGAAUUACGCGAAUGCAAAGACUACCCUGGACAAGUUUACUAUUAUAACUCAGUCACCAAUGAAAGCACAUGGAUUCGUCCAGUUCCUUUUCCAGGAGAUAAAAAUACUGCAGAAUGGCCACCAAUGGUUUACGUAUUACAUAUUUUAAUAAAACACAAUCAAUCAGAACAUCCAAAUCCAGCUCUCAAGAGAACUCGUGAAGAAGCACAAAACAUAAUAAACGAAAUACAUCAGAUUUUACUUACUGAUAAUAAAAAAUUCGAAAGUAUCGCUAAAGAUAGAUCUGAUUGCGAGAGCGCUAAGUUUAACGGAGUUUUAGGCUGGAUUGCUCGAAAAAAGAUGCCGCCUGAAUUUGAGAAAGUUGCAUGGGGUUUAGGGAUCGGACAGAUUUCUAAGCCUUUCGAAACGGUAGAAGGAUUCCAUAUAGUUUUAAGGCGUGGAUGA